GUUUUGCAAUCAUGAUGAGAGCUGUAGCAGUGUGUUUUCUACUCUUCAUCCAGGCUACUGGAAAUCGAACCACGUACGAUGAUAUUAUGGAUCUCCAAGACGGUGACGAUUGCCCCAAAGGCACAUGGUCAGUAGACGGGACCCACUUUAUGGGAGCCGACGAAUGUGAGCAGUGCUGGGAAGGUCAAUACAACAACCAGGAAGCUAACAUAGCGUGUGACAUGUGCCCUGCCGGUACCUUUUCCCCUGAUGUAGGAUACUGGGAGUGUGAGAAGUGCCCCCCAGGUCAGAUCACUACGGAGAGUGAGAACUGGGAGUGUUUCCCCUGUGGGAGAGGUCAGCACAGUCCGGGAGAGGGUGGUACUACUUGUUUGGACUGUCCUAAAGGAGGAUACCAGGACGAAGAGGGAGCAGGUACCUGUAAACUAUGCCCUGCUGGUACCUCCUCUGCAGAGGCUGCCGUUGAGGCUGCUGACUGUGCAGCCUGUCCUGCCGGCUCCUACUCCCCGGUUGAGGGGUCGGACUGUCUGCUCUGUCCGGUAGAGACGUACGGAGAUGUGUCCGGAGCUUCCUCCUGCAAGAGCUGUCCUUCUAACACUGAUCACGAAGGUUAUUAUUAA
Molecule: messenger RNA, 620 nt
Organism: Bolinopsis microptera
Lineage: Eukaryota; Metazoa; Ctenophora; Tentaculata; Lobata; Bolinopsidae
Product: signal peptide, CUB and EGF-like domain-containing protein 2
Exons: 4
Coding region: 12-620 (202 amino acids)
Source: RefSeq, a predicted model, not a curated record